AUGCUGUUAGGCUUUGUCAUCUUUUAUACCGUUCUCGCCUGGCUUACCUUCUUCGUACGCUGCAAGCAUUUCUCUGGCUUCUGGGAUCCUAACAAACUCAGCUUAGGCUAUGUUGCGGUGGUCAUGGGUAUUGUCAAAACGGUAUAUCAACUCACCAUCGUCAAAGACAACGACUCGCAUUUCAACAACAAUGUACGAUUCUGGGGCUUUGUUCAGCUCAAUGUUGGAAUCAUCGCCGCCUCAAUACCCACGCUAAAGCCACUUUUGCGAAAGAUCAGCAAGUCCACGAACAGCAACCAGUACAAUCAAUUCCAUGACGGCGACAAAGCCAGGACCAUUGGCAGCGCACCACCUUCCAGACCUCGCAAAUCGAUCUUGACCACGCUGAGCGGUACACGAACGGACAAAAACGCUGAUACCGAGGCAUAUGAGAUGUGGAGGGCGACUGCAGGAUCGGCACAAGGCGGGAAGAAUGAGAUCUAUGCUGUCAGCGAGGAGCGCGCAGGAAGUGAGGACUACAUUCUUGGAGGACAUCCACACGAUUCGAAGCAGAUCAAAUGCACAACAGAGGUGACUAUCAACAAUGAGGGAACCAAUUCCAGGGUCUGA
This is a messenger RNA of Alternaria viburni, 609 nucleotides long. RefSeq lists its product as uncharacterized. NCBI's taxonomy places the organism in Eukaryota, Fungi, Ascomycota, Dothideomycetes, Pleosporales, Pleosporaceae. The transcript has 6 exons. The coding region runs from base 1 to 609 and encodes 202 amino acids. The record is from RefSeq and is a predicted model, not a curated record.